This is a messenger RNA of Rangifer tarandus platyrhynchus (Svalbard reindeer), 732 nucleotides long. The record is from the annotation of a GenBank genome assembly. Lineage: Eukaryota; Metazoa; Chordata; Mammalia; Artiodactyla; Cervidae.
AUGGAGAGGCCUUGGAGGAAGCGUCUCAGGAGGGCUAAGCAUGCCUCGAAGAAGACUCAGGAUGCCCUGAUGGAGGUUCAGGAUAUGGCAGCCUGUGACUCUGGGAGUCAAGAGAGAAGAGAGCUGAGUGAGCCAGAGAUUGUUUGCCAAGAAAACAGCUCAGUGACUGAAACCCUCGGGGGGAAACAGCCCUCUGCAGAAACAUUUCAGGAAGAUUUGCGGAAUGAAAUACAGAAAAUGCUGGAAGAAUUUAGAGUUGACAUGAAACAGGCUCUUCUUGCAAAGAGAAAAAAGUUUGAGAUGAACACAAGAGCUACUUUCAAAAUCACUAAUGAAAAACUUGAUAGUGUUUGUAAAACACACCAAGAACAAAGGCAGAAUCUUUCUCUCGAAUAUGCUCAGCAGUUUCAGACUUUGUUUCGGGAGUGGGAUUUAGACAUGAAGAAAGCCCAGGAACAAGAAGAAAAACUAGCUCACAUGUUUCGAGAGCAACGAAAUGUUCUUCAACAAGCUAGACUUCUUCAGAGCCAGAGGCUGAAAAAAAUUAAAAAUUCAUACAAGCAAUUCCUGAAGUGUAUGGAGGUGUUAGAAAAGGAUCAUGAGCAUUUUCUGAGUGAUGAGCAAAGUGAAAUUAGACAAGAAAUGGCCAUUCUGCAAGACAAAAUUAUCGUUGAAGCUCUGCAUAAUGAACUGCAAAUGCUUCAAAAGUUUUUUCUGUCCCUGUUAUUCUGA